UUUUAAAUAGAUUCUGGAUAAUACUAAUCUUUAAUCCCUUGCUGUUUUUCAAUCGUUUGCCACUGGAUCUAUGGAGAACACCGAAGAGGGUUUUGUUGGGCGCUUGCAAGCUGAUCCAUCCGCUAAAAAUUCCAACACCCACAACAACAACAACAAUAAAAAUAUUACUAAUAACAAUAAUAAUGCGCACCCACUUCAAUCCCAAGCUCCUCAGCCGCCACCGAGGUAUGGCGCAUACCCAUCCGCUACAAAUGCAUUCAGUGUAAAACGAGAGCCAUCCCCAUCUGCGUCUCCAUCCCCAUCUUCUAUGUCCUCUGGGAGAUCCACUGCGUCCCAUUCAGUUGAUGUACAAAUGCAGGACUCUGCCUCCUCAGCAAUGUUUAGUACUGAUGUGAACAAAAUGCCUGACAUGCCCCCCCGCAAAAGUGGCCACAGAAGGGCACAUUCUGAGAUUGCUGUUCGCCUUCCUGAUGAUAUAAGCUUUGACCGUGAGCUGGGUGUUGUGGGUUCAGAUUGUCCCACACUUUCAGAUGAAGCCGAGGAUGAUCUCUUCUCCAUGUACAUUGAUAUGGACAAAUUCACUUCAUUUUCCAAUUCUCCAUCACAGCCACUGUCUGCUGCUCCUGCAUCAAGAUCUGGUUCAGAAGGAGGUCCAGCGCUUCCCCCACAACCCAGCCAUCACUCGAGAAGUCUGUCUAUGGAUGGAGGGUUUUCUGGUUUUCAGAGCAACAAUGGUGCAUUUGGUGGUGGUACUGCUAAUUCUGCUGAUAGACCUCGUGUUCGGCAUCAACACAGUCAGUCCAUGGAUGGGUUUACAUCCAUUAAACCUGAGCUUCUCGGAUCUUCUGGGGGGGAACAAUCGUUGGCGGAGACAAAGAAGGCAAUGUCAGCUGCUAAGCUAGCUGAUCUUGCACUCAUUGAUCCUAAAAGGGCUAAGAGAAUUUGGGCAAAUCGCCAAUCAGCAGCAAGGUCUAAAGAGCGAAAGAUGAGAUAUAUAUCAGAAUUAGAAAGGAAAGUGCAAACAUUGCAAACAGAAGCUACUACUCUUUCUGCACAGUUGACCAUGUUACAGAGGGAUACAAAUGGGCUGACAACUGAAAAUAAUGAAUUGAAAUUACGAUUGCAAUCCAUGGAGCAACAGGUUCACCUGCGUGAUGCUCUGAAUGAUGCUCUAAGAGAGGAGGUACAGAGGUUGAAGCUGGCAACUGGGCAAAUGGCUAAUAAUGGGCAUGUGAUGAACUUUGGUACUUCAUCGUUUGGGCAUAAUCAACAAUACUAUCAGGUCCAGCACCAACCCUCACACACUUUAUUAGCAGCUCAUCAACUUCAACAACUUCAUUUGCAGUCACAACAAUCAGCUAUGGAGAUACGUAAUGGAGGAACUGCAUCUUCACAAGGACAUAGGGAUAACCUUUCUGACUUCAGCAUGAUUCCUGAGGGAUUACCUGUUUCCACUGGUCAGGAAGCAGGGUGUAACUUCUGAGGUUAUGGGGCCAUAAAACUUGAAUAAUCAUCAGAAUCGUGGUGCAAGUUUUAGCAGUUAAAUUAUUUUUCGAAAUUCUUUGGACCAGCAACAAUGCCUUAGUAUGUAAGGCAUGCCUCUAAGGACUUGGCCUGCUUUAGAUAUUUGGUUUUGAAAAUAUGCGAACUUUAAUUUAUUAUCUUCUCUAUCCCAUUCUUUGUUGGGCAUCUCUGUUAAGCACAUUUGGACUUUUACUUGGUUAAAGCAAGAAUUUCACCUGCAGCUUGCAGAGAUGCAGGUUGAAAAUCCUUGUAUGUUGGCAUUUGAUAGUUUCAAAAGCUUAAGACUUUAUCAUCAAUGCUUGAUGCCCUGACCCUGAAAUUGUAUUCUUUUCCUUCUGAAGUUUAAUCCUAUGGGCAAUAAUUUGAAAGCAUC
Messenger RNA from Cryptomeria japonica (Japanese cedar), 1897 nucleotides. Its product is annotated as probable transcription factor PosF21. NCBI's taxonomy places the organism in Eukaryota, Viridiplantae, Streptophyta, Pinopsida, Cupressales, Cupressaceae. The transcript is spliced from 4 exons. Gene Ontology annotation, biological process: regulation of DNA-templated transcription. The coding region runs from base 71 to 1483 and encodes 470 amino acids. Gene Ontology annotation, molecular function: DNA-binding transcription factor activity. The record is from RefSeq and is a predicted model, not a curated record. Gene Ontology annotation, cellular component: nucleus.